GAUAUCAAGGAAGGCGGGUUGGGCCACCAGCGAGCAACGUCCAGCACAUCGAGGACAUGUCCCUCAUCCACCCAGCUGAAUUUCCCUCCGCAAGGCCAGGACCAUCGAGUAAUGUCCAACACAUCGAGGACAUUGGGAGGCCAUCUCCACCCACACAGCCACCGCCAUUUCGAGCGCCUACCUCCCCUGGACCCAGCGUCGAAUACAUCGAAGAUAUCGCCGCUGUUCCGGGCCCAUCAGCGCCUCCAUCCCUAUCUCCACCUGCAUCACACCCCUCAUUCUCCCGCGUCCAGCACAUUGAGGAUGUCGAUCAAGAAAACACUCACAGGCUCCUUGCUGCCCAUCCCGAAAGGCAAGCCUCCUUCCUGCAGCUUGCCGGGUCUUCAGAGCAGGGAAAUCAGAUCGAGGGCUCCGCUGAAAAUGCCGAUUCAGUUGCUGAGGCUAUUGCUGUAAUCGAGUAUUCCAGGGCAGUAGCAAGGGUGACGGAGGAGGCUAUGAUGAAAUUGCUGAGAGCGUAUGAGCAGGAAGGAGAGGAAGGAGGAGGAGAGGAAGAGGAAGAGGAAGAGGAAGAGGAAGAGGAAGAGAAGGAGGAGGAUGAUGAUGAUGAGGAGGGUGAUGAAGGUGAAGAAGGUGGAGGAGGAGGAGAAGAAGAAAAAGAAGAAGAAGAAGAAGAAAAAGAAGGAGGGGAAGAAGAAGGAGAAGGAGAAGGAGAAGGAGAAGGAGAAGGAGAAGGAGAAGAAAAAGAAGAAGGAGAAGAAGAAGGAGAAGGAGAAGAAGAAGAAGAAGGAGAAGAAGAAGACGAAGACGAAGAUUGGGAAGAUUGGGAUGAAGACCAAGAUGAAGACCCACACGCUAAUACACACCCUUCCUCACACCCCUCCCUAUCCUUAUCACCUCCACAGCCCUCAACUCCGUCCCUCACCACCCUCCAGCACCUCCUCCUUACCCGUGACACUGAGAUCGCACACCUUCAAGACCGAAUAACGCGCCAACAACUUCUCAACCAAGCGCUGACAAAAUCACUACAAGAGAGGAGUCGCGAUGUCGUUUUCCUUGUGUUACUCGGUAUGUUUUGGGCGGCAUUUUGGGCAUUGGUGCCGAGGGGGUGGCUAAAUUUACCGCAGGGAUGGUAGGAAAGUAGGGAGGUAUAUGGUGUAUUUAGUUCGUAGGGGGUGUAUUCAGAAUGGAACUGAGGUGUUGCGAUUCUUGCUAGUAUUCUUG
This is a messenger RNA of Lindgomyces ingoldianus, 1221 nucleotides long. RefSeq lists its product as uncharacterized. Lineage: Eukaryota; Fungi; Ascomycota; Dothideomycetes; Pleosporales; Lindgomycetaceae. The transcript has a single exon. The coding region runs from base 57 to 1133 and encodes 358 amino acids. The record is from RefSeq and is a predicted model, not a curated record.